This is a messenger RNA of Pelagomonas calceolata, 1838 nucleotides long. The record is from the annotation of a GenBank genome assembly. NCBI's taxonomy places the organism in Eukaryota, Pelagophyceae, Pelagomonadales, Pelagomonadaceae.
GCGCUGCGAAUCGUGUGGCCGAGGCUGUGGUGCCACGGCCUCGACAAGCUGCCGAAAGUCUAUAACACGGCCGCAGGCGUCGUCGCGGAGGCGCGGGCGGCAGCCCCAUAGUCCUUGCCGCGGUCCUGGGGCAAGCCAGACAACCCAGCCAGCGCGAGGCGUGAAACCAGCCAGGACAACCCAGCCAGCGCGAGGGUGAAACCAGCCAGACAACCCAGCCAGCGCGAGGCGGUAAACCAUGCCCAAGAAGAAGCUCUCCAAGGCGGAGAAAAAGGCCAAGAAGUUGCAGGACGCCACUGACAACCUCGCGAUCGUGCUCGACCGGGCGCAAUUGGCAGUGAAUAAUGCCGCGCCCGAGGACGACGUCUCCGUGCUGAAAGCGGUCAUCGACAAGAAGCGCGCGGCAUUCGCCAAGCUCGGCCAGCGGCCAUCGGAGGAGGCCAUGGCGCGGCUGUGCCCGAACUGCAAGGCGGCCCAGCCGAAGGACGAGCCCCCGACCUGCGCGGCGUGCGAGGCCAAGACCAAAGAAAAACACAAGUACGACCCGGCGAGGAUCGAGACGAAGGAGAUCCGGGCCUUCAUGGCCGCGCUCCCCCCGCCGCCGCCGCCGGGCGCCGCCGAGCCCGAGGCCUACGACUGGAGCUACGUGCCGACCGACGAGACCUACGAAUGGACCUACGCCGCCGUCCCGCCGAAAAAGAAGAAGCUCUCCAAGAAGGAGAAGAAGGCCAAGAAGGCCCAGGACGCCAUCGACAACUUAGCGCGGCGCCUCGACGCGGCGCGCGCGCGAGCGGCCAUCCAGGACGUCCUCAAGGUCGAUUUGCAGAAAGAGCGCCUGGCGAAGCUCGAGGAACUGGCCGCGCAAGAAGCGGAAGCUGAUCAACGACAUAAGGACCGGCAGCGCGCCAAAGCUGCGCGAGUCGACACGCAUCAAUCAGAAUGUUCUUCACUCGAACGAGCCGUUUCGCAACUAUCAGAGGAGCGGUCGCAACUCGAGAUCGAGGUCGGCGACGUCGAUCUCAGACAGGACAUCAACGAGCGGCUGAGGGAGGAGGUCGGGACCGUGCGGCGAGAACUAGAUGAAGAAUCAGUCAAGAGGGAGGCGGCGCGGGCCGAACGAGAAACUAAAGCUCGCGAGGCGCGCGUGGCCGUCGCGAGAUUGGGCAGGGAGACCUUCCGCGAGUUGGAUCCGCAGUACGAGGUCGAGGCGCGAAAACGAGUGGAAGCGGACGUGGCCCGCGCGCCGGUCCGGAACGCGCGCUUGACGGACCGCAAGAACGAACGGGCGGAACAGGCUCAAAAACUUUGUGAUCGGCAGAAGGCCCUCGCCUCGGAUCUGCGGCGACAUAGGGUGGAAAAGACCAUGUUUUCGGAGCUGGACCAAGCGCGCGACAAGCGGCUGGAGAAAGCAUCGAAAGCACGGUUGAAUGCCGAGGCCGCCAUGGAGGCUUCAAGAGCGAGGCUCGCGGAGGUGCGCGACGCGCACGCCGCUUCGAUGAAACGGCGCGACGCGUGCGUCUCGGCCGCUGGGCGACUCCGAGACGUCGGUUCGUUAAUACAACGGACGCGCGACUCCGCGUGUAGAAGGCGGGCGCGCGCGCUGGCACUCUCGGCUGCUCUGGAGCGGUGCGCCCAAGAAAGGGAAACGCGCGACGCGCUCGCGCGCGCGACGAGGAGCGAGGAGGAGAUCGAGGAGGCCGAGGCGGCGGCGGCCGCGGCGUCGUCCUCGGACUCGGACUCGUCGUCCUCGUCGUCGGGGGAGUCCUACUCCGGCUCCGAGUCAUCGUCCGACGACGAGGACUACCGGGCGAUGUGGUGCAGUAAGGCUUCUUAGUUUU